Messenger RNA from Peronospora belbahrii, 1722 nucleotides. Lineage: Eukaryota; Oomycota; Peronosporomycetes; Peronosporales; Peronosporaceae. The record is from the annotation of a GenBank genome assembly.
AUGGUUAAAUUCUAUACACCGGGAGUGUUUUUACUAGCCGCCUCUGCCGCUACAGCUGCUGCGUAUGCCUCCCAUCUACACUACCGUCUACAGGCGAACAACAAGCUGUCUCGGCCUUUGCCUUAUAUUUCUAGCGCAAUAGCUCAGCGCUCAGCGCACCAGCGCAAUAUUGACGAGAUCAAUUGCCUAGACGGCUAUGAUGUUAUUAUUGUGUGCACGUCCACGCCGCACCAGGCGCAGUACUGGCAGGAUCGCCUUAUGGCUACGCGUGGCUCGAUUUCACCCAAGAGUGCAAAGGUUAUUGCUGUGUUUGAAGACUGGGAUGGCGGUGCUGGCAACGGCCUUGGCACGCUCUACGCGUACACAAAGGCGGUGGCGGUCGGCAAGGAGCUGUACGGCAUUGACAUCCCGGCACUACUUGCCGCUAGCAGUAUUAGUGUUGCACUGUACCAUACCGCUGGUAAAGGUACACGUCUUGCACCGUUGCCUGGUAGCGAGAACAACAAUAAGUCAGGCGUGAAGCUGCCGGCCAUGGUGAAGAUCAAGGACAAGUACGCACCUAUGACGAUCCUAGAAGCAGUGGUAAAGCAGACUGGAGUGUACGCGUCUAGCCGCCGUGGACGUUUAUCGGUUUUCUGGGGUGACCAGGUGUUCAUUCCGUCGGCUGAGGUCAAGUACGAGGCUAAGCACCAUAUUGACAUCCUUGCUGCACUUGCUCCAAUGCCUUCAAAGAAGGAGUGGAAGGAGAAGGGUAUGGAGAAGUACGGCUUAAUCGUGGUGAACCAGCAGGACAACGCAGCACAGGUCGACAAGGUCACACAUGAGACUGCUGCUCGGUUGCUGUCCUCAUUUGGCGAGAUGAAGUCAGUAGGCACCAGCCUCGGAUCUUUUAGCGUCGAUGCCGACAUGCUUCGAGCGUUGCUGAGCGAGUUUUCGAAGGAACUAGAUGCUAAGUCUGGCAAGCUUGACAGUGACCCACACUUUUGGAUGCCGCUGACGCUAGAACUUGACGCGUACACGGAGGUGAUGACACAGAAGGGUGUCGAUACGACGUCUUCGACUGCACACUACCAGCGUAUGCAGACGAUGAUGACCAACUUUGAGAAGACCCGGAAGAAGAAACUGAAAUUGUUUGGCUGCGUUGACGUUGGUAGUGAUGUGUACUGGUGGGACUAUGGUCAAUUGACGCUGUAUCUCAAAAACAACCGUCUUGUGACCAAACCUGGCGUGGAGGCGGACUGUUUGCGCUCAUUUCUGGGUAUUAACAGUAAUAUGGAGCAUAGCAAUGUCGGCGUGGAUGCGGUCAUAAAUGAGGCUACGGUUUUGAACAGCAAGAUUGAGCAUGGAAACAUUAGGCGCAGCGUGCUUAGCGGCGUUUACGCGAAGAAGGUGAACGCGGAUGGUUCGAUCCUGAUUAAUGUGACUGCGCGCUCGAUUUCGGCGCCCAACUGCGUGGUGUACAAUGUAACGUCGGACGAGGUCAACGGACUUUGCCUCGAGGAGGGCAGCGUCAUUGUUGGCGUGUUAUUACCCGAUGGCACGAAGGUUGUGAUGCGCUCGAGCAUGAACGUAUGCGGUGGUCAAGCAUGGAAGACCGUGCUGGAGGAAAACCAACAUUCUUUUGAGAAGAUCUAUGAGCUUAAUGCGGAAGCAAAUGUGUCAAAGCUGGAGAAGCUAAUUCAGGACGAACACAUGAAGAUGCGCGCAGUAGUGAUGUCUUAA